AUGGCUUCCUUUGAAAUCAAUGACUCCGACCUUACCGGCUUUCAGGGCAAAGUCGCCAUCAUAACGGGUGGGUCUUCUGGCAUUGGUCUGGCAACAGUCGAGCUGCUGUUGUCUCUAGGCGCACUAGUUGUGAGCGGCGACAUUCAGCCACCACCGGCGUCAAACGCCAACUGCCACUUUGUCCAAACCGACGUCAGAAACUGGGCAGACUUGACCAAGCUUUUCAAGACUGCCAAGGAGAAGCAUGGCAAAAUCGACUUUGUUUUUGCCAAUGCCGGAAUUGGCCCGCGCGCAAACUACCUGGCUCUCGAGGUCGACGAAAAUGGCGACCCAAUCGAGCCCAAUCAAGACACAAUAGACAUCAACUUGGACAGUGUUGUCAAGACUGUCACGAUUGCUGCUCACUACCUCAAGACUCAACCGGAAGGUGGAUCCAUUGUCAUCAUGGGGUCCAGCACGGGACUGCACCCCGUUCGCGCAGUCGACUAUUCUACGGCCAAAGCCGGUGUUCUAGGUUUCGGCAGGAGUUUUGCGCGCCUAGUCGAAGUAGCUGGACUACCUAUUCGCGUUAACACUCUUGCCCCUUCAUGGACGGCAACCCAAGUUUUGCCUGAUUUGAAAAACCUACUCGCCGCCGUCUCCCAUGACUGCCAGACACCUGACGUAGUAGCUCGCGCAGUUGCUUACUUGAUGGUUGAUAAGUCGAGGCACGGCGAGCUGAUUUUUGCUAGCAACGGCAAGUACACUGAGAUCCAGAACACUAUUCUUGCCCCAGCGUAUGAACAGAUUAAGGGUGAUGAUCUUAGUGAUGACGCUGUCUUGGCCAAGGUCAUGGCUCUUGCUGGUUAG
Messenger RNA from Bipolaris zeicola 26-R-13, 849 nucleotides. RefSeq lists its product as uncharacterized. The record is from RefSeq and is a predicted model, not a curated record. The coding region runs from base 1 to 849 and encodes 282 amino acids. Lineage: Eukaryota; Fungi; Ascomycota; Dothideomycetes; Pleosporales; Pleosporaceae. The transcript is spliced from 3 exons.